This is a messenger RNA of Carassius gibelio (silver crucian carp), 5064 nucleotides long. Its product is annotated as transcription factor HIVEP3-like. Gene Ontology annotation, cellular component: nucleus. Bases 618 to 4952 code for a protein of 1444 amino acids. Gene Ontology annotation, biological process: regulation of transcription by RNA polymerase II. The record is from RefSeq and is a predicted model, not a curated record. Lineage: Eukaryota; Metazoa; Chordata; Actinopteri; Cypriniformes; Cyprinidae. The transcript is spliced from 3 exons. Gene Ontology annotation, molecular function: RNA polymerase II cis-regulatory region sequence-specific DNA binding; DNA-binding transcription factor activity, RNA polymerase II-specific.
CAAACAUUCAUAUCCGCUGUGUCGUUUGGUGGCUUUCAUUCAUGCUUUAGCAGUGUGAGGUGGCAGAACUCCUCAGGUAAUGGACGGCACUACCUCCCGUCUAACCGAUCGUAUGCUCGGUUCUGUUUGGAAAAUGAACGCUAACUGGAAUUACUAGACAAAAAGAGAUCAGCCUUCAGAGGCUAGUGAAGUUCUUACAUGCUACAAGCUGAAGAUGGGAGACAAAUAGGUCUUAAAGAAUUAUUCAAUGUCAGCAGAGAAAGUGCCUCAAAAGCAUCUUGAGACAUUCUUUGCUAAGCCCCAUUGCCAGGCAUCAGCCCAAAAGACACAAAAAGAUGAAUUUCACCAAGGCUGUUUGUGAACAGGAGAGGCGACAUUUAAAACAAAACCAGCACUCACAUAUAAGGCGGCUGCAUACUGACAUGGUUUAAUUAUGCCUUUCUCAGUUAAGACACCAUCCGGUAUCUUAUAUUAAUUAUGGCAUAAUACAAUUAGCCCCCUAAAGCAAGUAUAAAGUCUUUUUCCCUAUCGGAAGAGUAUUGAUGCAAUGAUGUUUAUCGGAUUGAUCCUCAAAGCAGCACUCCCAUUGCAUCUUUGAGGCCUCCUCCCCACAUCCUAUGGAGGCGGAGGAAAAGCAGUCGGCCGAUGGAGUGCGGUCUGGUGGGCAACAGCAGCCAUCAGAGUCUUUGUUAGCAGCGCAGCUGCCUCAGUUACAGCAACAAACUACCUCACAAUCUGUCCAUGGAUCACGUGGCCGCCCUCAACACAGGCAGCCAAAACGCUUUGAAAUGCUUCAAAGGCAGAAGCAGCAGCAACAGUCACAGGCGGGUGGAUCAUCUUGGCAGCUUUCAGAAGUACCUGGUCCUUCAAGAGGCAGCUGUUCUGCCCUGGGAGAUCCAUCUCCCCAAAUUCAAAGUGUUAAGCAAACUCAGUCUCUGCACAGUGUGGAAUUACAGGAAGGCACCCCAUGUAGACGAGAACGUAAACCCCAAAAACCAGGGAAAUAUGUGUGCACAUACUGCGGCCGUCCUUGUGCUAAGCCUAGCGUCCUCCAAAAACACAUCCGAUCUCACACUGGAGAGAGACCUUAUCCAUGUGUUCCAUGUGGCUUUUCCUUCAAGACCAAAAGCAACUUGUACAAACACCGCAAAUCCCAUGCGCAUCGAAUAAAAGCUGGCAUGGCCUCAAGUCGUGAAGAAACCAGUUUCAUUGGGCCGGAAGGUGGAGCCUUAAGAGAUGAGCAAGAGGAGGGUACAGAAGGAGAGAGUUCAGGUUCUGAGGAUGAGACGGGGCAACACCAACCAUCUACCUCACAGGGCAGGCCAACUCUGAAGAAAAGCAGUAAAGUGGAAUUGUCAUUUAUAGAGGAGGGUCCCCAAACUGAGGAUUCACAGGCAAUCAAGCAAAGGUUAGCUAUGAGGCUAAGCGAGAGGAAGCGAGCUCCCAGAGCAUCUUCAGAUGAAACGCGAUCCUCACUGGGUCCCGGCAGCAAGGGGAGCACAGAAUCUGGCUAUUUUUCCAGUUCUGGGAGUGCUGAGCUUUCUCAAGUGAGCCCACCAAAUGCCAGUGCUAAAACAUAUGCUGAGAUAAUUCUAGGAAAGUAUGGACGCCUAGGACAACAGCAACGAAUUUCACAUCAACAACUGCAAUUAUCAUCAUCUUCAGGUCAACAGGAAAAAUCAAUCCCUUUCACUGUUCCUAAGACACAAGUCAUUGAGCAUAUAACUAAGCUAAUUACUAUAAAUGAAGCCGUGGUGGAUACAAGUGAAAUUGAUAGUGUCAAACCAAGGCGUUCUUCACUCUCUAGAAGAAGUAGCAUAGAGUCUGUAAGAUUCUCUUCACCCAAAGAACCCUGUGUUCUUGAACCAAAAGCGGAUGCCCCAAGCUCUUGUGGCGCUGCUGUUCAACUUAUUCCUGGUACUUUUGCAAGUGAAUUACCUGGCUCAUAUUUGGCUGAAACAGAAACACUGACUGGUCAGAGCUCCAGUGCUCUUCUUUAUAGGAGUCAAUCAGUGCCAUCUUCUCGUAAUACUUCAGAUACAGCUUCACGCGGCUUUCGUUUAAGUCAUUCUUUUGAUGAUCAGCAGGCCAUAGCAGCUGAAAUGAGGAUUGGGCCACAUCAACGUAUGUUACGACGCCAACCAGCUAUUGAGGUGCCAGUUGGAGUGGACCUCAUUAAUGAGGAUGCAGGUCCUUCUUCUAGUUUGAAAGAAGUAGAAUCGGGAAAGAAACAAAAUAAGGAAUUACACCUUUAUGAGUGUGAAAUUUGUGGCACUCACUUGAAUAAGAACUCUUACACCGCACACAGAUUAGUGUGUACGAGUAAAUCUCCACACUGUCUGCAAAGUGAGGAAGGCAGUUCUUUUAUUGAGAAUCAGCCACAGAUUAUGAGCUACAAGUUCAAAGCAAUGGCCAUGGCUGUGCGCAAAAGGAAAAAAAAAGAAGAAAGUCUUGAGGAAGACCCUCCCAGUCCAGGUCCAACAGCAGUGUCUUUCAGCUCCCAGCCUCCAUCAAUGCUAGGCAGUAUUGAUAAUCAGGGCACACCUCAUGGCCUUUCACAGAGCGAGGUAGAAAAAAGGAGUUCCUGGAAAGAAAUUUCUGUUAUCCAGCACACCAGAUCCUUUGAAAAACAGGAAAGCAUCUCUAUGGCAAAUCAGGAAGCAGAGUCAGAACACGAGCAAUCACAGGAGCCAAAACCAAUCUCUACAUCGCGGUUAAUUCGUCAACAUAACAUUCAAGUGCCAGAAAUUCUUGUUACAGAGGAGCCAGAUACUGAGAUGGUCAUUCAUCCAGCGUGCACAUACACCUCUAAAGAGUCAGAAAAAGUGGAGGAAUUCCAGUGGCCUCAGCGUAGCCAAAGUAUGGCUCAGCUCCCUGCAGAGAAGCUACCACCAAAAAAGAAGCGUCUCCGUUUAGCUGAGGCAGCCCAAUCAUCAGGAGAAUCUAGCUUUGAGUCAGUAUCCUUGCCACACAGCCCAAGCCAAGAGAGCAAUGUGUCCCAUGCCUCCAGUCGAUCUGCAUCCUUUGAGGAAUCUGGAAGGCCAGACACAGAGAUGCAAAGUGGUACCUGGAUCUCCCAAGGCUCUCACAUGCUGACUGUUCCAUCAAGUCUUCAUCAGCACCAUCAUUCUCACAGAGAGAUGCGCCGCUCAACCUCUGAACAGGCAACUGCAAGUCCUUCACACCCUGCACAUGUAGAGGAAACAAGAAGUAAGUCAUUCGACUAUGGCUCCCUCUCUCAAGAGCGCACUUUUGCUUCUUGGAAGGAGAGGAGGAAAUGUCUCUUGGUGAAGCACGGAACCCUUGGUGAACCUGAUCAGGAGGAGCCAUGUACUAAACCUGGCAUCUCCACUGUUUGCCAGUCCUACUUAGGUCAUCCUCCAUUCAAAUACACAGAGCAUAGAAUGGAAGGCAGGAUCCCUAGGAUUAGCUCAGAUCAUAUAGGGAAGACCCUGCAGCUCAUCCAAUCCCCUCUUUCACUCCCACCAUCAGUUUUCCCCCUACAACAAGCAAACCCAGAUUUUUGUUCCCCAAGUCAGCUCUCUAGAUUCCUUCCAGUCACAACAGCAGUAAUUUCUACCCAGAUGUUUCAGCAAGCCUUCCUUCACAGUGAGCCACCUCCACCACAUCCAAGACCCAUAGAAUAUGUAGAGCGCCUGGGAUUACCCCUUCAACCACUCACUACUUUAUUCCCGCUACAAUCCAGUGAUGUUGCUCAGGCUGUUUGCUUUCCCAUGCCAGGUGGUCUGACUAUUCAGGUUCCCUCGGGGCCUCUUUUCAGUGAGUCUAGGUCAUCACCUUCCUCCUUGCAUACUCCCAGUCAUUCACAACAGCAGCUAGUCACCCGCCACAACCCCCGUCCUGUGAUUGCCCCUUGCCUUCAACAGCUAAUGCCAAUGGUGUCUCUUGUAGUGCCUGUGCGCUUACAGACUCACAUUCCUACCUAUGCUAGUGCCAUGUAUACAACCAUCUCACAAAUUUUAGCCACAACACAACAUCCAGUCUGCUGCACAGCUAUGGUAAUCAUGGGUAAGCUGGAGGGAGACAAGCUUCAGAGAUCUUACCUUAGGCUGCCCUCGCCUAGCCCCAAGAGCUAUAUUCCCUUGCCGCUCCCUAUUGAGCAUGGAGCAGUUGCUUCAUCUGAUGAUAGCUGUGGACACCUUGGUGCUGGAGGAAGUAAGCGAAUGCUGUCACCUGCAGGUAGUCUAGAACUCAGUUUAGAGGCACAACGGCAUCAAAAACGGGUGAAAGAGGAGGAGGAGAAAGAAGAGUGCAACAAGGAAGAUGACGUUAACAAAUGUGACAAUAAAUCUCAGGAGGUAGGUCAGGGAAAAAUUAACAAGAGGCUAACAGUGGAGACAGCGGGGAGGGCCAAAGAUCCAAGAGAAGUACCUGAAGGAGAAAAGUUAAUCAAACAGGACUUAACCCAACACAAAUCUGAGACCUUGAAGGAAGAGGGAAGGAAAGAGGCAGGAGAUCGGUAUGCUCCAAGGGUAACAAGUCCAGAGAGAACCAUGGACCCCUCAUACCCUAGUCUGCAUACCACUACAUCCGUCAGCUGGUGCUACUUGAAUUAUACAAAGCCCAACCCCUCUACACACAGAGAUUCAACUUCUGUAUAUUCCUCGUGGAGUGUUAGCAUGCAUAACCCCAAUAUACCUGGCUUGUCCACCAAAAUAUUACUGUCCCUGCUGCACUCCAAACAAAAAUAUAGUGCUGAGACAUACACUUUGGCUACAGCUCCACUGUCAACCACUGACAAGCUGGUUCCUACUGACGGCAAGACAACUAGUGCAUCAGAGGUAUGUGCUUCUCCACCCAACACACCCAUCAAAGUAAAAGAGGAACCAACAAAUGAACAGGGCGAUAAAGAGAAGAAGAGUGCUGAUGACAUGCCCACUACUUCGACUCAAAGUGAGACGGCACGUAUUCGCAUUUUUGAAGGCGGGUGAGUAAAUUCUUGCUUGCUAUUUUUGAAUCUGUAGCUGGUCAAGAUAAGAUAAAAUAGUUUAGAUACAGUAAAGCUUAAAUAGUUAGUUAUACUACAAGCUACUAACAAUACAA